AGUUUUUGUUAGCCAUUGAUGGCUUCAUAUGGCUGAGCUGUAUGCUAUUGGCCAAAUCAUCGGGGCGGACCGAUUCCCAAGAUCAACAUUAUUCUGUAAAUGGAGCAUCUUUGCAGGUAGUGGUUGGAAACUCAUAGAAGGCCACAAAGAGGGUCAGACCCAGAUAGAUAACCCCGAUUUUGAGAAUUUCACGUACUGGUGCCACCCUGUUGACGUGCAUUACGCUACAAAAGGUAUUCAAGGCUGGCCAAAGCUGCACUUCCAGGUGUACCACUACGAUGAGCAUGGCCGCAGCGAACUGUGUGGCUACGGAGUCUGUCACUUGCCCACAAGUCCUGGUACUCACAGGCUAGAGUGCUGUACUUGGAGACCAAUUGGUACUUAUAAAGAAGAGUUCCAACAAUACUUUCUCGGCGGUGGAGUCCAACUGCAAGACCCUGAGCUGGUUUAUUCCGGCUGUAACCGGUACAAACUUCACACUCAGACAAUGGGAACAGUUCAUGUGGAAAUGAGUAUAAUACUUAGGAACUUUGAGAAGUUUGGGAUAGAGUCAUGAG
Homalodisca vitripennis (glassy-winged sharpshooter) is the source of this 557-nucleotide messenger RNA. It is a transcript of the gene B9d2, whose product is annotated as B9 domain-containing protein 2. Gene Ontology annotation, biological process: cilium assembly. The transcript has 4 exons. NCBI's taxonomy places the organism in Eukaryota, Metazoa, Arthropoda, Insecta, Hemiptera, Cicadellidae. Gene Ontology annotation, cellular component: MKS complex. The record is from RefSeq and is a predicted model, not a curated record. The coding region runs from base 29 to 556 and encodes 175 amino acids.